UCUGUUACCCUUGCUCGGUGAGAAUAUAUUGACACGGACUAGACCAGAAAAAAACGUCACUUUAGACUUUUUUUUGUAGAGCUUUCAUUUGUUUUAAGAACUGUAUUGUAGACCCAAGUGUUGUUAGAAUUAAAACUUUUUAGACCUGACGCGCUCUCUUCCUAUUUCUAGCGCCUUGAUAACGCUGCCAACGUUGGCCUGCUGUGUUCCUCAUCACAAUAAUUCGAUCCCAGAGCUCAGUAAAGUGGAAUCAAUGUUACUCUACACAUGGAGACUGACGGGAUGACCCAGCGGGUGUUUUACUAGAAUCAUCUGGGCAGGAGACGAGCUGAUCGCUGUGAUGAAGGACCGACUGGCCGAACUGACUGCUACUAGGCCACGAGCAGAGGAGGAUGUCACAGUCGCAGUGGACAGAGAUGGCUUCAUGGAGAGCUUUUUCAGAAAGGUGGAAGAAGUCAGAGGACUCAUUGAUAAGAUCUCCCACCAUGUGGAAGAGGUGAGGAAGAUACACAGCAUGAUCCUGUCAGCACCCAACCCAGAUGACAAAACAAAAGAGCAGCUGGAUGCACUGACCAUCGAUAUCAAAGGCAAUGCCAACGUGGUGCGAGCCAAACUAAAAUCCAUGGAGCACAGUAUGCCCAAAGACGAUGUGGCUAACAGAUCCACUGUUGACUUCAGGAUCCAGAAAACGCAGCACACAGUGCUGUCCAGGAAGUUUGUGGAGGUCAUGACCCAGUACAAUGAGACUCAAGUGUCCUUUCGGGAAAGAAGCAAAGGAAGGAUCAAGAGACAGCUGGAGAUAACUGGAAAAGUGACCACAAAUGAAGAACUAGAGGGCAUGUUGGAAAGUGGAAAUCCAUCUAUCUUCACAUCUGAUAUCAUAUCUGAUUCCCAGAUCACACGUCAGGCCCUGAAUGAGAUAGAGUCCCGGCAUCAGGACAUUAUGCGUCUGGAGUCGAGCAUCAGAGAGCUCCAUGCAAUGUUCAUGGACAUGGCAAUGUUGGUAGAAACUCAGGGCGAAAUGGUUAACAACAUUGAAAAGAACGUCUCCAAUGCAGCCGAAUACAUUGGUAGUGCAAAGGAGGAGACCAAAAAGGCAGUGAGAUACCAGAAAAAAUCCCGGAGGAAACUUCUGGGCCUUAUCAUGUGUGUGGUCGCAGGUUUACUCCUUUUACUCAUCAUAAUAGUUGGAGUCUUUGAGUCAUGACUCCCACCCUUACUGCAGUCAGCAGGAUGCAGUUCCAGUGGUGAUGAAACAAAGAAGAGCUUCAUAAUAAGACAACAAUAAGUCUUUCUCAAUCCAACAGCAUUACAGAGGGGAUCUCUGGAACCGCACUGGAGUAAGUAUAAUGUGUGUGAUCCACUUUGCAGCAGUAACAUCAGACCUCAUGAUAAACUGUCCUGGAGCAACACUGUACUGUAUAGCUAGAACAAAGGAUCCUGUCAGCACACAUCCCCUACACUCAGCCUUCAUAUAAUGAACACUGACAGCACAUCGGAUUUUAAAACUGGUGUCCGUUCUGUAAUGCUGACAUUUUUUCAAUGUUGAAGGUAGGGUUUGUAAUCUUCUUUAAAAACAUUUUUGAUAUUUCUGUUGAAAUUUUCAUUACAUCUUGACAAAAAUCAAUGAAUCAAAUGCUUUGACAAAAACAAAAACAAAAAAUCCAGUAUGUAAUGAUUGAACGGACUGCCUGCCUGCUGCCUCUCUGCACUCAUUGGUCUUACAGAAGCUGCCUGUUUGACAGCUGUGAGUGCUAACGAUAGCCAUGUUCAUUGUUUAUGUUCAUAAUAUAUUUCAUUUAGCCUACUUUGUGAGUUUUCUAAAGAUUACCAACCCUAGCUUUAAGUAUCGUUCACAGAUAUUUCUUUGUCAAAUGAUUUCAGAGGAAAUUUUGGUAAAUAAGCUCAUUCGUCUUCUUGCUGAAAGUUAUAUAAGAGGAUUGAUUAUGGCUCAUGUCUGUACCAGCAGCUGCUGUAAUAGCUUAGCUUAGCAUGAAGACUGGGAACAGAAAGACAUCUAGCCUGGCUCUGCCAAAAGUUAAAAAAAAAUGGUUAUGUGCCAAACUAUUUCUUGGCCAGGCGCAGUGACUUCCUGGAGUCUUGUUGUUAUUGUGAGGUUGCCAGGCAACUAGCCGAUGCUCCAGGAGGCCACUUCUUCUAGCACACAGGCCUUCGUAAACAAUGUGUUGUUUUUAACACUACUGUUUGAGUACAGAUUAAACAAACAAGAUAUAAUGUGGUUGUCAGAGAGUGUUAGAGAUGGUUGGCUGAUCUUGUUACCUUUAGGCAGAGCCAGGCUAGCUGUUCCCAUUUGUUCCCAGUCUUUGUGCUAAGCUAAGCAGCUGCAGCAUCAUAUUUGGCCUGCAGACGUGAGAGUGAUAUUCUCAUCUAACUCUUGACAAGAAUUGAACUAUAGUUAUUGUGACAAUUGUCUUUAUAAAUUAAUGGCAUAAUUUGUGUUUACAUGUUCAAAUGUAUGCUCAUGCUUUUGUUCUCUUGUCCUUUUAUGCAUUUACUAUAAUUCAUGUGAAUUACAGUAAAUAUUAAGAAAAUAUAUUCUAGUUUUCUAGUGAACUGUGUCUCAAUCGGACAAAAUAUUUUCAGAUCGAUCGAAUAUAAUUCAUCCCCUCAUUCAACAACUCUAAAUCAACAACCUUAUAAAAGUGCCUUGUUGACAUUUUAUAAGAAACCUUAACUUAUUGAAUAUAUUUUAUUUAUCAGGACCAAGCUGUGUGAUGACUGAAAUAUUUAUUGUGAAAAGAGUUAUGCUACAUUGUAGGACUCUUGGAUUAUGUUAUUUCAAGAGCACACAUUUUUAAUUUUGAUACAUUUGAUUCUUGUAAGUUAUAUCUUGUUUUUUAUAUCGAAACAGAGUAAUUAAGUCAUGUAAUUAAAAGAUAAAGA
Anoplopoma fimbria (sablefish) is the source of this 2904-nucleotide messenger RNA. RefSeq names its product syntaxin 2b (gene stx2b). Lineage: Eukaryota; Metazoa; Chordata; Actinopteri; Perciformes; Anoplopomatidae. Bases 341 to 1207 code for a protein of 288 amino acids. Gene Ontology annotation, molecular function: SNARE binding; SNAP receptor activity. The transcript has 10 exons. Gene Ontology annotation, biological process: exocytosis; synaptic vesicle fusion to presynaptic active zone membrane; intracellular protein transport. The record is from RefSeq and is a predicted model, not a curated record. Gene Ontology annotation, cellular component: plasma membrane; presynaptic active zone membrane; synaptic vesicle.